This is a messenger RNA of Drosophila ananassae, 3797 nucleotides long. RefSeq names its product rho GTPase-activating protein gacO. NCBI's taxonomy places the organism in Eukaryota, Metazoa, Arthropoda, Insecta, Diptera, Drosophilidae. The record is from RefSeq and is a predicted model, not a curated record. Bases 1475 to 3712 code for a protein of 745 amino acids. The transcript is spliced from 4 exons.
GUCAUUUCAUUUUCUUCUAUGGAGUCUUCAGGAGAAUGCUUCGCAUAAAAAGGAUAUCGAGAAGAUAACAUUGAAAGUGGGGAAAGCCUUUUUAUGAUAACAGCUACGCGGUUUCCAUUUAAUAAACGCUUCUAAACCAAUAUUUUAUAUGUAAACAUGAGCCGUUCUCUGGCCUGCAUUUGAUUGGAAAAUUUUUGGUUUUAGCCAAAGGCAAAUAUUGAUUGAGAAUAAGCACCUCGGGAGGACUCUGAUUUUUAUGUAAGCAGGGCAGCUGAAGAGACGAAAAGAUUUCUCCAGUAAGACAAGAAAAAUUACAAGCGAAUGCCAUUUGGUAAUGACACGACCAUCCUGUCCCCAAGCUCAUUCCUUGAAUAAUAUAUAUAUUUAUUUUCUUGGGGCUGACAUUUUGGAAUGUGACAGAGACAUGGUAAAAAUUUAGGGAGGAAAUUUUAACAUUCAUUGCAAGUGCUCCCCAAAUUCAAGAUUUUUUUUAGCUUUGAACCUAAGUCUAUGGGCUUGCAAUCUUACUUCCUUGUUUGGGAAAUACAUAAUCAUCCAGUGAAAGUGAAACUUAGUUCUCAAAUUUUAUAAGCACUUUCUCCCGUUACAUGUUCUCCAUCAAAUUGUCACGAACUCCUCGAAACCAAGUGUUAUUCAAUAGCUUUAAAUCAAAUCAGUGAAACCAGACAACAAUUGUCUAUUAGUCAUUGCUUUUCAAAAAGUGUAGAAUUUUUAAUGCCAAGAAUUUUUUAUAGCCCACUUAUAAUAUAUGGCUCGAGAAGCGUAUCAUAAAAAUCGACUGAAAAGCAACUGCUUUUCAAAUUGCACAGAUGUUUCCCCAGAAUUCCAAGCGAACAACAAGAAUGGCUGGCAAUUGUUUUUUAUGUCGCCAAGCUAAAACCACAAGCAUUCAAUGGAUAUUAAUUACUUGGUAGCAGACUCUUUGGAGCCAGCCCUACCACGCCUCUUUUUCAUAUUAUUUUUUUGGAGAGCCAAGAAAAAAUGUAAUUAACAUAAAACGGAAACAGGGCAAACAAAACGUCGGAUCAAAUGGUAACAAUAAUAAAUUAAAUAAAUUAAGUAAAUAAGAAAUACAAGUCAAGAACAAAUGGGAUGGAUAAUGAUUGUUAUGACUGGGGGGUACUGUGUACUUUGUAUUCAGAAAAAUUGAAAAAUACAGAAUAUCAAAUAUACCAUUUAUUCUGUGGAGCUAUUCCACCCAUUCCCAACCCCUACCUAGGGUAUUACCGGUGACAACAAAGAAUGAACCAGAGGUAAAUAAAAAACCCAAACAAUGAAGAAAACGCCGAACUCAGCACAGGUCACGUAGCAAGCGAAAGUGAAAACAAGAGCAGAGAAACGAAGACGCCACCGAGACAGGUGAGAGAAGAGUCUAAUGAGAAAGGUGACCCCAGAACUAUGAUUUGUCUAUGGGGGAGUCGAGUCAUGGGGGGGGCGAAAAGUUACAGAUCGGAUGGAGCGAUGUCUCAAUUGGCAGAAAGUGAGAGUGAAACGUUCUGCAUCCGACAGAUACGUGAACUCAACAAAAGCCAUAAGUCGAUCGGGUUGGGGCAACAUUUCCAUGGAAACCAUCAAUCCAAGCACUCGACCGAUGAUGAUGCUGCUGCUGUGGGUGCUCUAUUUUGGACAAACGGCUUUCGGUUCCCCACUGGACUCCCACGAAAUGGAACUCCUGGAGAUGAUAUUCAGGGAUGCUGAGGGUUAUCCCAGCAGCGACCGGGGUCCCAGGGAUAUAGACGUUUUGCCAGCCAGCUCUAUAGGGUGUGAUGAAAGUGGUUCCGAGGAAUACAAUAUGUUUGAUGACUUGGAGCACAGCGAGGAGUGCCUGGACUUUCUGCCGCCUUGUGAGGAGCCAGCUUAUGACGACAGACUGCCCAUGGAACAUCCUUGUUUCGUGAGAAUGCUGCUGCUCAGGACUCCCUUGCUUAAGCAGGAUCCCUGCGCCAAUUUCUCCUUGGCGACUCAGCCACCUAAAGUUAACAAAAAACCCAAACACAAGAAGUGCAACCCGAAAGCGAAGAAGAAUAAAAUUGCAAUCAAAACAGAGCCAGUACCUCCCUCUAAUAAUGGCACUGCAAACUCUACAUCAGCCCCAAUAGUAACAUCUACUGAACCAAAUUCCAAAAUAAUUAGAAUCUCUAAACUUAUACCCAGAAAAAGGAAAAAUACAACUACAACUUCAACUUCAACGACAAGCACAACCACCACUUUGGAAACAACAACCGUGGAGGAGACAACACGGCCGGUGGAACUAACCACAACCACAACCGAAACGGAACCCCCCACAACCACGGAAUUGGAAACCACUACCUUACCACCCACCACGACGGAGCCCCCUCUAGCUGAGAAUCAAUUGAAGCGAUUCAGGUCCCAGACCAACAGGAAAAAGAAUGUUCCCGAUCCCCCCCAAAUCAAACUAGAUGGAAAUUCGCAGCCCAGCGAGGUCAUCCAAGUAAUAAUGACCACUGAGGCCGCCGAAAUGAGGCAGUUACCGGAUGGUGAAAACUCGACCACUGUCACGCCUACUACGGCCGUUGUCGUGACCACUUCCGCUCCGGAAACCACAACCGAAGAAAGCUGCGAGGCAGAGAGUGUGGGUGACAGUGGCGAUGGGGAAUCCAGCAAGCAGAGGCCGGAGUUCUCGGAAACCGAAGAGCAAGAUGUCGAAGGGAUUGGAGGUGACCGUGGAGGACAGGAGCCUUGUGAAGACACUGAAGAACAGGAUACAAAUCUCUGCCCACAGGUGGUUCCAGCUCAGAGAAAUACCAACUUGAGACAUCCACCACCCCCUCGUUUUCGUAAACCUAUCAAGAACUAUGUGGAACCAAUUCUUUACGAGGGACACUUUGACAAGCCGCAUCAUCAAAUGCCGCCAGUUGGACCCCAACAGAGGGACUACUUCAUAUCCAACAAACAGAUAAUGCCCAGGCCCAAACCAAAGUAUAAAAAACGUAUUCCCCCGUCUAUUUACGUGAACAACAUUGUCCGAGGAAUGGAUUGCAAUGAUGAGAAUGAUUCCCAGUCUGAGGAACAUCCAAGGAACCAUCCCAAUCAACCGCAAAGACAUUGGGACUUGAGGAGAAUUGGUUUUGCUUCCAGGAAUCAAGUCUUAAGGAAGCCUGUCACAGAAAGAAAUGUCAGAAACUUUGUACCAAUUCCGCCUAGAAGGUUGAUCUCCUAUCCGGAACAUUCCGUCCGGUCGCAAGAGAGAUCGUUGUCUAUUGAAACCUCCAGAGAAAGACUACACAGACCUUACUCGAUUGAAAACUCCAGAGAAAGUCAAGAAAGAAUGUUUUCAAUGGAAAACUCCAGGGAAAGACACGAGAGACAGUUCCUGAUGGAUAAUCCAGGACCAAAGCAAGAAAGGCAGUACCUAAUGGAAAGAGAACCAGAGCCACGGCCCAUCCAUCCUCAUUAUCCGGAAGAAGAUGUUGAAUCUCCUGAAGAAAGACCAAUGCCUUCAGCGACACCUACUUCCUCGUUGGAUCCCUGUCAGGAAGAUCAUGAUUUUCUCCACCAAUCGCCAAGGGAGGGACAUACAUUCGAAAUAGGGAACAUGCAGAGAGGAACCACUCCACCCACCUUGGAUCCUUGCCAGCAGGAGCACGCUUAUCUCCAAAGUAAAAUCCUUCAUCGUCAGCCCACUGAGCCUCGUCCUCAGCACCCAAUACCUUCCCACUUUUUCACCUAAUUAACCAAAUCAUAUCCUAGAAUGUAGUACAGAGCACCCAGUUACCAGUUAACCACCCAAUAAAUAAUAUACAAUCGCACAGCCA